AUGGAAGCUCCGUCGGAAGACCCGCACAAUGAGAUGUUGAAAUAUGUGUUACCGUUGCGUCGAUUUAUUCGCCCCUCGCUCUUCUGCAGCCAUCACACACCAUCUCGAAUCUCAACGUUUACAACUUUAUCUUGUAAUAACUUACAUCUAUCUUAUCAAAGAGAUUACGACGAAUUACUGGAUACACAUAUGCUACUCGGCCGAGGUUCCAUGCAUGUCUUUUCCUGCGAACAAUUUCAAAAAUUGAUGGCAGCGAGCGGCUUUAGAGGGCCGUGGCACUCGUUGGUGGAUUUAGGAGCAGGUGACGGUGCCACUACUGCUCAUGUAGCCCACCUCUUUGAAAAAGUUUACGCCACAGACAUAUCAACACCGAUGAGAUGGGCCCUGGCGAAAAAGAAGUUCACAGUGCUGGAUGUAGAGAAAUGGUACGAAAGCGGCCCCUUCGACGUGAUUCUCUGCCUGAAUCUGUUGGAUCGUUGCGAUCGACCUAACACCUUACUACGACGUCUGAGGUCGUCUUUAGCUCCAGGUGGUCGCCUGGUCGUAGCACUGGUUCUCCCCUUUAGUCCUUACGUGGAAGUUGGUGAAAGGGGUGACCACAAGCCAUCGGAAUAUCUACCAGUUAAAGGGAACGGCCUAGAAGGUCAAAUAGCCAGCCUCGUCGACAGAGUUUUCGCGCCAUUAAGCCUAAGAUGCCUCGUAUGGAGUAAAUUACCAUACCUGUGCGAGGGUGAUCUCGGCCAAGCUUAUUACUUUCUUGACGACGUGGUAUUCGUUCUAGAGGCACAGCCAGAUAGCUCGCGAUACUCAGCAUCCGGAUGGAUGGAUACGGAACCGUCUGGCAGAGAAUUCCGCAACGUGCUGGUCCAACAACAGGCUGGUUACGAACGGAAAUGUAAUACAGGCAAGUCACAC
Molecule: messenger RNA, 915 nt
Organism: Heterotrigona itama
Lineage: Eukaryota; Metazoa; Arthropoda; Insecta; Hymenoptera; Apidae
Source: the annotation of a GenBank genome assembly